CAUCUGCAGGAGAUACUAACCUGUACCUCCCGGGGUCCUAACUGACGCUCACAUUUCCAAGAUGUCUGCCUCCCUCUCAGGAUUAUUAAAACCUUGGACACCGAGGGUGUUCCUGGUGAGAUGGAGCAGAUACAACCCGUACUAUCUGGAGCCAGAGGUCAGCAAGGAGGCCUACAGCAAACCAGAGACGGAGCUCAGCGCUGAGGAGAAGGAGCAGCGGGAGCUCAAAGCGCUCCGACCCAUCAAGGCAGCGACUAGCGGCGUCACCAGCUCUGUGUUCAGCGAUCCAGUCCUCAGUAAAUUCGUCAACAUGAUGAUGAAACAUGGAGACAAGGUUUUGGCCAGAGAGAUCAUGAUAGAGACGUUGGAGAACAUAAAGAGGAAACAGGUGGAGAAAUACCACAAAGCUCCACAAGGGAAGAAAGAGGAGAUCGAGUGUAACCCCUUCACCAUCUUCCACCAGGCUCUGGAGAACUGUAAGCCUGUUGUCGGACUGGCCAGCAUACAGAAAGGCGGAAAGUUCUACCAGGUGCCCAUUCCUCUUACGGACAACCGGCGUCGCUUCCUCGCUAUGAAGUGGAUGAUCACAGAGUGCAGGGACAACAAACACCGGCGCAUGCACAUGUAUGAAAAACUUUCCCAGGAACUGCUGGCGGCCUCGAUCAAGGAGGGCAACGUCAUCAAGAAGAAGCACGAGCUGCACAAGAUGGCGGAAUCCAACAGAGCCUACGCCCACUACCGCUGGUGGUAGAGCUGCUGCGGGUGUCGUGAGCGUAAAGAGCGAAAGAAACACUUCAGGACUCUUAACUGAGGACUGACCGACUGGAGUCACGGAGGAGUCAGUGACACAUUGUAAAUAAUGAAUGCCGUGUUACCACAUAAGGUCACUUUUUGUAUCGUGUACAAUAAACAGUGAUGCUGCCACACAAUAAACACAUAAAACUGAA
Thunnus maccoyii (southern bluefin tuna) is the source of this 947-nucleotide messenger RNA. It is a transcript of the gene mrps7, whose product is annotated as mitochondrial ribosomal protein S7. The transcript has 5 exons. The record is from RefSeq and is a predicted model, not a curated record. Gene Ontology annotation, molecular function: structural constituent of ribosome; mRNA binding; rRNA binding. NCBI's taxonomy places the organism in Eukaryota, Metazoa, Chordata, Actinopteri, Scombriformes, Scombridae. Gene Ontology annotation, cellular component: ribosome. Gene Ontology annotation, biological process: ribosomal small subunit assembly; translation. Bases 62 to 751 code for a protein of 229 amino acids.